AGCUGAUAUUAAAAAACCACUGGGACCAUGUCAGUUGGUGUUGUUAUGGAGAGAGUCUCUCUAGGAACAGACUGACACUGUGUAACACUUAAAUUUUCUUUUUCAAUUUUAAUUCUGAGCCGUCAUUGGUUGAGCCACGUGUGAAAGUCAUGAGAGGGUUUAGCGUCUUCUCCCUCUGGGUGUCUGUCAACCUGUUGUUGCUGAAGAGCUCAUCAUGUGCUGGUGACUCAAGUGUUGUGAAUCCCUGUUGUUCCUAUCCCUGUCAGAACUCUGGAGUGUGUGUGAGAUUUGGUACAGACAGCUACAAAUGUGACUGCACUCGCACUGGCUUCUAUGGAGAAAACUGCACUGUUCCGGAGUUCUGGACCAGAAUUCGUCUCUUGCUGAAGCCCAGCCCUGCGGUGGCUCACUACCUCCUCACCCACUUCCACUGGUUCUGGGACCUGGUCAACAACUCUUUCCUGCAAGAUACCAUCAUGAGAUUAGUGCUGACAAUUAGAAGUGAACUUAUUCCAAGCCCUCCGACCUACAACACCAAAUAUGGAUACAUCAGCUGGGAGUCCUACUACAACAUCUCCUACUACACCCGGCUCCUCCCACCUGUACCUAAAGACUGCCCCUUGCCCAUGGGAACUAAAGGUAAAGCUGUUCUUCCUGAUCCGAAAGAGUUGGCUGAGCGUUUCUUUAAAAGAGCCAAAUUUAGGCCAGACCCCCAGGGAACCAACCUGAUGUUUGCCUUCAUGGCCCAGCACUUCACCCACCAGUUUUUCAAGACAAACCAUGACGUUAAAGGUGGCUUCACCAAGGCUUUGGGACAUGGGGUAGAUGCAAGUAAUAUAUAUGGAGACGACCUCAUGCGACAGCAUCAACUCCGGCUUCAUGUAGAUGGAAAGAUGAAAUAUCAGUUAGUAAAUGGUGAGAUGUACCCCCCUACAGUAUCGGAGGUCCCUGUGCACAUGGUGUACCCUGAAGGCUUCCCCCCAGAGCAGCGUCUGGUCACUGGUCAGGAGUUAUUUGGCAUCCUCCCUGGUCUCACCAUGUAUGCCACCAUAUGGCUGAGGGAGCAUAACAGAGUCUGUGACAUCCUUAAAGCAGAACAUCCCACCUGGGACGAUGAGCAGCUUUUCCAGACCACCAGACUCAUCAUCAUUGGGGAGAUAAUCAACAUUAUUAUAGAGGAGUACGUGCAGCAGCUGAGUGGUUACCUGCUGAAGCUGAAGUUUGAUCCCUCCCUGCUCUUCAGUGUGCGUUUCCAGUACAGCAACCGCAUCGCCCUGGAGUUCUGCCAGCUCUACCACUGGCACCCACUGAUGCCUGACAGCUUCCUCAUCGACGGAGACGAAAUCCCAUACUCCCAGUUUUUUUACAACACCUCACUCCUCAUGCAUUACGGGGUGGAAAAACUGGUGGAUUCUUUCUCCAGACAGCCUGCAGGACAGAUUGGUGGAGGUCACAACUCUCAUGAAGCUGUGCUCAAAGUGGCAGAAAUGGUCAUCAGAGAGUCCAGAGCAACACGUGUGCAGCCCUUCAAUCAGUACAGGAAGAGGUUUAAUCUGAAGCCGUACACCUCUUUUUACGAUUUUACUGAUGACAUAGAAAUGGCCAGAGGUUUAGAGGAACUAUACGGGGACAUUGAUGCGUUGGAGUUUUACCCUGGAGUCCUGCUGGAGAAAACACGUCCUGGUGGCAUAUUCGGUGAGAGUAUGGUGGAGAUGGGUGCUCCAUUCUCCCUGAAAGGCCUCCUGGGAAACCCCAUCUGCUCCCCUGAGUACUGGAAGCCCAGCACCUUUGGGGGAGAGACUGGCUUUAACAUCGUCAAAACCUCCACUUUGAAGAAACUGGUGUGUCUCAACACCAAGUGGUGUCCAUACGUGAACUUCCGUGUUCCACGAAACGAGGAGGAGGCGAAACCAAGGAAACCAUCUACUGAACUUUAAUGAAUAUUGACCUGGUGAUCUGUGAUUUCAUUAAUCACAAUCAGUUUAUUAUAGAUCGAAAAAUAUAGAUGUCAGUGUGUUGUAAAUUUAGACUCAUUUGGACUGGAUUUGAGUUGAGAAAAUGUGAUUUUGAUACUAUGGGUGGGUAAGGUUUUAAACUUACCCACAGUGGAUGAUAUACCUCCUGAAAACACAGCUGACAACUCACAUGUAUGUAUGUACUGGUGAGAAGUGUGUUCAUUAUCAUUUACAUCCCAUGUAUAAUUCUAUGUAAAUGUUUCAAUUUGAAAAUAAAAGUCUCCAAUUGGCCACUGA
Molecule: messenger RNA, 2252 nt
Organism: Lates calcarifer (barramundi perch)
Lineage: Eukaryota; Metazoa; Chordata; Actinopteri; Centropomidae
Gene: ptgs1
Product: prostaglandin-endoperoxide synthase 1
Exons: 11
Coding region: 150-1937 (595 amino acids)
Biological process (GO): cyclooxygenase pathway; response to oxidative stress
Cellular component (GO): neuron projection; cytoplasm
Molecular function (GO): oxidoreductase activity, acting on single donors with incorporation of molecular oxygen, incorporation of two atoms of oxygen; peroxidase activity; prostaglandin-endoperoxide synthase activity
Source: RefSeq, a predicted model, not a curated record